Messenger RNA from Mollisia scopiformis, 1047 nucleotides. RefSeq lists its product as uncharacterized. The transcript has 2 exons. Bases 1 to 1047 code for a protein of 348 amino acids. The record is from RefSeq and is a predicted model, not a curated record. NCBI's taxonomy places the organism in Eukaryota, Fungi, Ascomycota, Leotiomycetes, Helotiales, Mollisiaceae.
AUGGGUGUCCGAAUUGUCCAAAUAUGCGGCCUCUGGUUCUGGGUCGCUUUCACAUUCUUCUUUUUCGUUGUCAUCCACCAAUCUCGAACUCUCUUCAACCUCACAACCUCGCUACAACAAGCCACAGUUCCCUCAAAUCACUCCCCAAUCCCCAUAGGCCUCACAACGCGGCAACGAAUGGCACGUUCCCAAUCCGCAUGGCGCUCAAGCGUCGCCCUCCGUCACCAAAUGGCAGCUGCCCACCCGUCCAACCCAAACAUCCCUUUCUUCCCAGCUCAACAAAUGUCCGACUUCGGCAAAUACCCUUACACGCUCUGGGACUUCUUCCCCUCGACCUACACCUGUCCCCAUGACUUACAGCGAGUAGGCCGGUUAGGAGAUGGCGGGAAAUGGGUCUGCGGGAUGUCUCUCUACGAAGCUAAACCCGGCCUCGCUGUCUCUCAUCCAUCGUACUCCUCCGACUCUCGAAUCCGGGCCCCAACAAUUAUCUACAGUUUCGGGGUCAACGAUGAAAGUACCUUCGAAGCAGAGAUGUUGGCCCGGAUACCGAGCGCUCAUGUGUACGCAUUCGACUUCUCGGUCUCGAGAUUCGGGCCCCAGAUCUCUCCGUCGUAUUCUGCUCGUGCUCAUUUCAGUAAAGUGGGUUUAGGGGCGAAGGAUGAGUAUACGCGCUCGCCUCAGUUCUUCGCGUUGCAGACGUUGAUGAAGGAGAAUAAGCAUGAUUAUAUUGAUAUACUGAAGAUCGAUAUUGAGGGAGCGGAGUAUGAGAGUCUUGAUUCUUUCAUGGAUUUCUGUGAGAAGGAGGGAGGAGGUGUGAUGCCUGUUGGACAGAUUAUGAUUGAGUUACACUUAGUGGAUGAUAAGAAUGUGGGAUUUGAGAGAUUUAUGAGGUGGUGGGAAAGGGCGGAGAAUCUGGGAAUGCGUCCAGUUCUGCUGGAAGUGAACUUGUUAGCGGUGACUUUGGGAGAGGGAAAGACUGAUCCGAGAUGUGUUGAAUAUGUUUGGGUGAAUGCGAGAGAUGAGCGGAGCGUUCUUCUGCAGGAGUAA